Messenger RNA from Cuscuta epithymum, 2982 nucleotides. The record is from the annotation of a GenBank genome assembly. Lineage: Eukaryota; Viridiplantae; Streptophyta; Magnoliopsida; Solanales; Convolvulaceae.
UAUAAAAUAAGAGGGAAUAUCAGAAUAUGGAUCCCGUGAAAAUAUUUUCGAGCCACAUUUCUUCAAAUUUCUGGUGAAAUUGAGAGAAAGAGGUUGUGAGCAAAUUUUUCAGGAACUAGCCUUGUUAGUCCGGCAUGUACAGAAGUAGGUCGGCACGAUCCGCCUCAUACCAUGACUCAACCACUCUGGAGUCGGAGAAGAUUGAGGGUGCUGGUAGCUGGGACGCUCUUGAAUGGACCAAAGUUGAACCAAUUUCGAGGUCGGUAUGGCAGGGAAUUAAAAAGUUCUUGCUCCAAGCCGAGCAGGUUAUCGUAGAGGAAAAUGGUGUUGUUCUUGUUAACACAGAUGAAGCUGGAACACUAUAUGUUACAAAUUUUCGUCUUCUUUUUUUGAGUGAAGGAUCAAGGGACAUCAUUGCACUGGGCACUGUACCAUUGGCGACUAUUGAGAAGUUUAACAAGAUUGUUACAAAGCUCCCAUCAGCAAGCCGUCAUUCUGACAAGAAUCCACCCCAGCGCCUGCUUCAGGUCAUAGGCAAAGACAUGAGAAUUAUUGUAUUUGGUUUUAGGCCUCGAACAAAGCAGAGGCGUGCAGUAUACAAUGCAUUAUUGAAGUUUACAAGGCCUACAAGACUUUGGGAUCUCUUUGCUUUUAUUUCUGGCCCUUCAGUGCUUGUUAACACAGACUCAAAUGUUCGAUUAUUGAACGAGUACUUCCGGCUCUUGGGAUUACGAUCAUAUCAUGCUUCAAAUAGAAUUAUUGAAGAUGGUGCUUUUACAUUCUCUAAUGAGCAGUGGAGAAUAAGCAGUGUGAACUUUAAUUAUUCAUUGUGCUCAACCUAUCCGUUUGCCUUGCUGAUUCCAAAAUCUAUUAGUGAUGAUGAAAUCCAGCAAGCCUGUACAUUUCGAGCACGUUGUAGACUUCCAGUAAUUUCAUGGUGUCAUCAAGGAACUGGGGCUGUUUUAGCACGCUCAUCUCAACCCCUUGUUGGUCUCAUGAUGAAUCUCAGAAGCAAUGCUGAUGAGAAGCUAGUUGCUGCACUUUGCACUCAAUUUGCUGGAGGGCAGCAGAGGAAACUAUACAUUGCUGAUGCAAGGCCUAGGAAAAAUGCUCUUGCAAAUGGAGCAAUGGGAGGUGGAUCUGAGUCUUCUUCUAAUUAUUUUCAAUCAGAGAUUGUUUUCUUUGGGAUAGACAAUAUACAUGCAAUGAGAGAGAGUCUAGCGCGGCUUAGAGAGUACUUAGAUACUCAUGGGACCACCUCAUCAGAUGGAAUGUCAUCAUUUUUGAGACAUGGUGGAUGGACUUGGGGAGGUGGUAACCUCAGCAGCAUGUCUGCUUCAGUUUCAACGCUUGGAGAUACUGGUUGGUUAAUUCAUGUCCAAAGCGUCCUUGCUGGUUCUGCUUGGAUUGCUGCACGUGUUGCACUGGAAUCGGCUUCGGUGCUUGUUCAUUGCAGUGACGGAUGGGACAGAACAACACAACUGGUAUCACUUGCCAGCUUGUUGCUUGAUCCAUAUUACCGAACAAUUAAAGGCUUUCAGGCACUUGUGGAAAAAGAUUGGCUUGCAUUUGGUCAUCCAUUUUCAGACCGUGCUGGAUUGCCAGCUUUAUCUGGAAGUGGUAACAUGCCUUCCGAAUUAACAAGACAGGCUUCUGUUGGAAGCUCAUCUCCCCUUCGUCAAUCGUCGGGCUUGCCUUCAUCUCAGACUCCUAAUUCUUCACAUGGGCAAAAUAAUUGUUCCCCUAUUUUCUUACAGUGGGUUGAUUGUGUUUCACAGCUUUUGCGGAUGUAUCCCUUUGCCUUUGAGUUCUCCUCCGCAUUUCUUGUAGAUGUCUUGGAUUGCAUGCUUUCUUGUCGCUUUGGAAACUUCUUGUGCAAUAGUGAGAAAGAAAGGCAGCAAGCCGGUAUCUCUGAUGCAUGUGGAUGCUUAUGGACGUAUUUGGCUGAUAUACGGUCAUCAGAAGAAAGUUCACACGUACAUUACAACAUCUUUUAUGAUCCGUUAAAGCAGGGAGGGCCACUGCUACCUCCAGCUGCAGCUUUAGCUCCCACACUUUGGCCUCAAUUCCAUCUUCGGUGGGCUUGUCCUUCAGAGGCUCAAGGCGGUGAUGUGGAAUCACAGUGCCGCAGCAUCACUAAGAAAUUCUCUGAUUUGGAGAAGGCAAAAGAAGCUGCAGAAGCCAGAGUUAAAGAAAUGGCAGCAAACACAAGACACCUGACAGCUGAGUUGCAAAGUGAGAAACGUGUCAGUACCUCAGCCGUAGAUUCAGCAAAGAGAGCCAACAGAGAGUGUGUUUCCAUCAAGCGGGCAGUCCAAUCAUUAGGGUGUAAAAUUCACAUCUCGGCAGAUGGUGACUGUAGUGUUGAUAUAGAGAGCAACCCAACACAGAUUCCUCAAAACUCUCUUUCAUCUCACUCGAGAAAUGAAAAGGGUGGUGAAAUCAACCUGGACCAUUCAUUGUCGUUCUGCGUCACGCAAGAUGAUCCACCCGAUAACCGGUUUGGUCGGGUAUGUGAAUCUUUGUGCCCAAUGCGCACAAGGGAAGGAGCGUGUAGGUGGCCCAGCGCCGGCUGCACUCAAUUUGGGAGCCAAUUUGUUGGACUGAAAGCAAAUUUUGAGGCGUUUGAUCGGCUUUCUAUAUUUGAUAGUUAUUUCGAGUCAUAAUGGAAGACAGGGCUGUAAAUAGUAAAUUGGUCUGAGUUUUUGUCAUCUGUGGAAGUCAAGAGGUCGACAAGAAGAUGGAUGUUAACAAGUAAUAAUGCAUGGCAAAUAAUGGCAAUUUAGAUAGCUGCCGUUAAUGCUUCGGCAAUACACAAUUUUAUUGCGAGGGUACUAGUUCUAGGUUACACAUUCUUCAUAUAAUUAUUGUGUAGAUACGUACAACACCAUUUUGUUCAAGUAGUUGAUAUCCUAAUAAAGUUGGUUCUCUUCUUCGUGUAUGGACUUUAGUUGUAGUUUUUAGAAUUAUUAUUUCCUGAUA